UUAGUUGCGGCUCUGAAACCAAAGGCUCAGACUGUUGGAUCAGGAAGAGGCUGUGAAGGAGAAUGUGGGUUUUCGGCUAUGGUUCCCUCAUUUGGAAGGUGGAUUUCCCCUAUCAGGACAGACUGGUCGGGUCCAUCACAGGCUACAGCCGGCGCUUCUGGCAGGGCAGCACCGACCACCGCGGGAUCCCUGGCAAGCCUGGAAGAGUUGUGACUCUUAUUGAAGAUCCUGGGGGUUGUGUAUGGGGUGUUGCAUACCAACUACCAGCAGGAAAAGAAGAGGAAGUGAAAGCUUAUCUGGAUUUCAGAGAGAAAGAGGGCUACAGGACAACAACAGUCAUUUUCUCUCCAAAAGACCACACUCUGAAACCAUUCAGUGUGCUAUUAUAUAUUGGAACAUGUGAUAAUCCUAACUAUCUUGGUCCAGCCCCUCUGGAAGACAUUGCUAAACAGAUUUUAAGUGCUGUUGGUCCUAGUGGAAGAAAUACCGAAUAUCUCUUUGAACUUGCAAAUUCCAUCAGGAAUCUUGUGCCAGAAGAUGCAGAUGAGCAUCUCUUCUCCUUAGAAAAAUUAGUAAAGGAACUUUCUGAACAAAAACAGAAUCUGAACAUAUAAAGAGAUAAUCAUUGAUUUCACAAACACUCUCUUCAGGGUAAUAGUUUUUCUAAAUGUCAUAAUGUUUUACUUAAUGGUGUGUUCAGGAUAAUGUAGUUUGCUAUUUGUAAUCUGCACUGGAAAAACUACAUAUACAUCUGUAUUCAAGCAUCUUUAAAAGUCCCAAGCUAAGUCAUAUUUAAAUAACAUCCAGUAUCUUAAGCUAUAUGACAGUAGCUCUUUUUCCACUAAUAAUAUAUUCUUGGUUUAGAAACAUACAGGUGAAGAAAUCAUUAUGCAUCCUGUUUUGACAAUGUUAAACAAAAUACAAAUUUUUAAUCUGAUGAGAAGUGGAAGAGAAACGAGAUAACCUGAGGACCGUGUUUUAGCCUUAGAAAGUAGUUUUCUAAUAUCACAUCUUCUCCCUCUCUAAUGUGGAAGCAUAAAAUGGUGGAUAAGUUGGUCCUUUGAUACAAGUAUGGAACAGCUGUAUCUUAAAAGAAUAAAUAUAUUUUAUUGUGGGAAAAUAAUCUCUACAUCUACCAACCUGCCAGUACAAUACUGGAAAUUUGGAAUUUUUUUGAAAUUUUGAAGUUACUGGAAAACAAACUGAAACCUGAAAUUCUGUAGCAUGUAUCUAUGCUUGUAAAAUUAAUUCUGUAACAAACCAUGGUUAAAAAAUGCAAAAACUUAUACUAGCAUGUGAUUAUAGCAUAUAUGUGUUAUAUGUGUAUGUAAAUUUAUAUAGAGUAAUAAAUACAGCUUU
This is a messenger RNA of Vombatus ursinus (common wombat), 1359 nucleotides long. It is a transcript of the gene CHAC2, whose product is annotated as ChaC cation transport regulator homolog 2. Gene Ontology annotation, molecular function: glutathione specific gamma-glutamylcyclotransferase activity; gamma-glutamylcyclotransferase activity. The transcript is spliced from 3 exons. The record is from RefSeq and is a predicted model, not a curated record. The coding region runs from base 63 to 614 and encodes 183 amino acids. NCBI's taxonomy places the organism in Eukaryota, Metazoa, Chordata, Mammalia, Diprotodontia, Vombatidae. Gene Ontology annotation, biological process: glutathione catabolic process. Gene Ontology annotation, cellular component: cytoplasm.